Pecten maximus is the source of this 2369-nucleotide messenger RNA. RefSeq lists its product as uncharacterized. The transcript has 5 exons. The record is from RefSeq and is a predicted model, not a curated record. Lineage: Eukaryota; Metazoa; Mollusca; Bivalvia; Pectinida; Pectinidae. The coding region runs from base 709 to 1524 and encodes 271 amino acids.
GUAUCUACGCCACCCGAAGCAUUGUCAUUGUCAACAGUAGCUAUAUCUUCGUCAUCAAAAACAGUACCUACGUCAUCAGGAUCAAAAUCGAACCCAUCAGAGAUAGUGUCUAGAUCAACGAAAGCAGUAUCUACGCCACCCGAAGCAUUGUCUUUGUCAACAGUAGCUAUAUCUUCGUCAUCAAAAACAGUACCUACGUCAUCAGGAUCAAAAUCUAACCCAUCAGAGAUAGUGUCUAGAUCAACGAAAGCAGUAUCUACGCCACCCGAAGCAUUGUCUUUGUCGACAGUAGCUAUAUCUUCGUCAUCAAAAACAGUACCUACGUCAUCAGGAUCAAAAUCGAACCCAUCAGAGAUAGUGUCUAGAUCAACGAAAGCAGUAUCUACGCCACCCGAAGCAUUGUCUUUGUCAACAGUAGCUAUAUCUUCGUCAUCAAAAACAGUACCUACGUCAUCAGGAUCAAAAUCUAACCCAUCAGAGAUAGUGUCUAGAUCAACGAAAGCAGUAUCUACGCCACCCGAAGCAUUGCCAUUGUCAACAGUAGCUAUAUCUUCGUCAUCAAAAACAGUACCUACGUCAUUGGGAUCAAAAUCUACCCCGUCAGAGACAGUGUCUAGAUCAACUAAAGCAGUAUUUACGCCUGCCGAAGUAGUAUCUUUGUCAACAGUAGCAAUAUCUUCUAAAACAUCAACUACACCAUCCGAAAGUAUGUAUACAGCAUCAGAAUCGAUAUCCGCGACAUACGAACCCAUUUCCUCUUCACCGGAACGAAAAAUAACAUAUUCCAAAUUUACAACUUCUUCAUCCGAAAUAACGGCUUCGUCUGGUAAAACAAUGCCUACAACAUCAAGGAUAAUGCCUUCCUCACUUGGAGUAACCUCUAUGUCAUUUAAUACCAUUCCUAUAUCUUCUGAUGGUAACCCUGUAUCAUCCGAAAUAGUACAUACCUCACCCAUACCAACGAUCCCGAAAGUCUCAGAGGCUGUCCCAAUUACCAUGGUCAAUGUACAGUUGCUAGGUGACGUUUCCGAUGAAACGAUCAAUGUGCGAGAUCACCUGCUACAACUCCUAGGAUUGUCAAAUGCUUACUCAUUGGCAGUUACAGCACAACCAAGCAAAAUUAGCGGCGGAGAGACCAUUACAAAUUUGACGAUUGUCAUCAGCUCAAAAAAUCCAAGAUCUCAAGUGUCUGAACAGGAAUUAGACAAUGCCGUAAAUGAAAUAUUGUCCUCUCUAAAUCUUCGUGAGUACGAGAAGAAAGUGAGCCCACUUUUGCAAACCUCCGCUGAAAAGAGUUGGAUUGAUAACCACACUGUUAUGAUUGGAAUGAUUGUGGCAUUUGCCAGCGUCCUCGUUCUCAUUAUCAUCAUUGCAUUCGUGGUAAUAAAGAGGAGGAAAACAUUGAGAAAUAGCAAAGGCUCCUACAUAGACGAGGGCAUGUCUCUUGGCACGAAACUGGAGUCAGUCACUAAGGAAAAACCGAAAGAGUUUGAAAAUCCACUAUAUGACGACAUGGACUGCUAGAGUAAGAAAAUUUAUGGACCAGGACUACUACAUAACGAGAGUCAACCAGAAAAUGUACGAGGGGCAGGACUGUCAGAGAAAGAUGAAAAGAUGAUUAUCAACCAAAUAAUUUAUGAUGGCCUGGGUUGCUAGAGAACAGUUAUCAGCCUGGUCUGGUAGAGGAGGGUUAUCAAAAUGACCAUUUAUGUGAGGCCCUGCACUUCUUACACGGUUAUCCACAACCAAAUAUUGUACUGGCCUGUAUUUCUCUAGAGAAUGAAAGCCGAACAAGUCUAAAACAGGACGGUAUAUGUCUAACACGAGGGUUUGCCAGUGAAUAUUAAAAACAAGACUGCCGUUGGACAUUUAAAAAGAACAGGACCGUUAGUGCAUAUACUCUAAACAGAAUUAUUUUGGUGUGUUCACAUUUUAGCACAUCACAAAAUUAGCGCCAAGAAUGCGUGCCAUUGCAAACAAAGGAGAGAAACUAUAAUAAGCGUAAUCAUAAUUUAGCUGGACGCUUCCAGCGCGAACAUAACUAAAAUAACACUUUUCCUGAAAUAUUGUUCAUCUAAUGCCAGCAAGAUGCCGGAGGCUAGUGAACAGUUAUGGUUGGGAUAUAAAAUCAUAUGAAUUAUCAUGGAAAAUAUAUAUAACAUAGUGUUGAAUAUGCAAUAUUUCCAUGUGUCUGUGAUAUUAAUAAGGGCUGCAGCAUGUGCGUAUGUGCUAACUGGGUUAAAGUGAUGAUUCCUAUUAAAUGUGGGGUGCCUGUGAAGGGUGUGUUUGUGUACUUGUAUAAAUGCGUUCGUGUGUGCAUUACGGAAUGCAACCGCGAACAGAUUCAAUAAAACGUUAUUUAUAUUCUA